Messenger RNA from Penicillium canariense, 993 nucleotides. RefSeq lists its product as uncharacterized. The transcript has 3 exons. Gene Ontology annotation, biological process: chromatin remodeling. The record is from RefSeq and is a predicted model, not a curated record. NCBI's taxonomy places the organism in Eukaryota, Fungi, Ascomycota, Eurotiomycetes, Eurotiales, Aspergillaceae. Bases 1 to 993 code for a protein of 330 amino acids. Gene Ontology annotation, cellular component: nucleus; Ino80 complex.
AUGACUGAUUCCAAGCCUGGUUUGGAGACUCCGCCCGAUGCUCCGGCAGCUCCCCCUGCUAAGCAGUCGGUGCGCUCCUUCAAGAAAAAAUAUGCCAAGUUGAAAAUCAAAUUCACACAGCAAGAAACGGAAAGCGAGAGUCUGAUCCGCGAAGAGCUCCGCAUCGAGGAUCUCUCCAAGCGCAUUCAGGAACAGAAUGAUCAAUUGCUUGAAAUCCUGCUCGAGUUCAAUGACAGUCUCCAUGUCUCCCCUACUCUGCGAUUCGACUUGAAUAUGCCCGAAGACACCCCGUUCCUUCCGGCCCGGGAACAGGAGAUCGCGCCCUUGAUCAGUGACGCGACCCUCGCUAGGACAGCUUUAAAAGAAGCCAAAUCCGAGUUGGCCAACGGAAAUUUCUCAGCGAGUGCCUACCGGCAGGUGGAGGAGAGCAUCAAGCGGAACAAGGAGUUUGCCCCAGCCAUGCAGUACAGCAAUCUGGUCCAGAUUCCCCAUACCGCCGCCGGCGCUCCAAACCAAGAACAAGGCUCCAACGGUGUGAGACGUACGCUCGGAUAUCUCACGCCAGAACGCGAGACUGAGUACUAUCUGGCUCUGGACGCGAAGCUGGGCGACGAGGCAGCUGCAGCGCAACUCGAUCGCAUCCCAGACCCACCCACCUUCGCCGAGCGUGAGCGAGAAGCUCUUAUUCGAAAUCCGGCGUCGGUCUACAAUUGGCUGCGACGCAAUCAGCCUCAAACAUUGCAAGACCACGAGGUCGCGUCUGAGAAGUCUACAUCGCGGCCAUCGAAUGCGCGCACAUCCAAGCGGGCCCCGGCACAGCGCAAGGAGGAGGAGGUGUACGAUGAGGAUGGGAUGGAAGUGGAGCCUACGCCGAAAAACAAGCGCAAGCGUGAUGAUGAUACCGGGUACAGGCCUAAAGGUGGCAACAGCCGCUCAAAGAAAAAGAAGGACGAGCCCGCUGUCGCUGCCAAUCGUAGCGCAAAGAAAGCGUGA